Messenger RNA from Trichosporon asahii var. asahii CBS 2479, 1902 nucleotides. RefSeq lists its product as uncharacterized. The transcript has a single exon. The coding region runs from base 1 to 1902 and encodes 633 amino acids. NCBI's taxonomy places the organism in Eukaryota, Fungi, Basidiomycota, Tremellomycetes, Trichosporonales, Trichosporonaceae. The record is from RefSeq and is a predicted model, not a curated record.
AUGCCGGGGCUGGCACCUAGAAAGCCGCCCAUCAAGGCGUAUCCUCUCCUCAUUCCCGACAAGAAGCGACUAGUCGACGCGGCGCCAGCUGUCGAGCGCGAAGUGUUCGCGUGGUUGCUCCUCGCCGCUAGUCAAGACGAAGGAUGGACGAAGCGCAAGCACCCCUGCCUGGUGUGCGAGAAGAGCGGUUGGCCAUGCCUUGAUCCCGAGUCUCGUGGCUCCCGGACGAGAUGUGAGGGAUGCUUCUGCGCAGGCUAUCACUGCCAGAGCAUCCCUUCGCGACCAGCACCAUCGACUUUGGCACCGCUGACGCCGCCCAACACCCGCUCCCAUCACAGAAAAGCAGACACCUCGGGGCCUGGCAACCGUCGCACCAGCUCCUCAGACGAACCCAUGGACAUAGACGAGAGUCCUACCCGCGGGAAAGACAAGAUGCCGAAGAAGUUAGCGAGACGCAGGGUCGCAAGUUCCGAGUCUGAUCCCAGUUCGGAUAGUUCUGUGGCAGUCUCGUCGCGUGCUCGUCGCAAGGCUCCGACCAACAACCGUCAGAGCAAGAGGUACCGCAUAAGCAGUCCAGCAGUCCAGCAAGACUCCUCAGACAUCGAGUUCGUGUCUACGUAUCAACCUGAAACCUCGCGCCCCGCACAUCCCAUGACGCCGAUUAGUCCCCGUGAGCCAAUGAGACCCGUGAUUGUGAACCACACACAGCCAACGGCUCCUCCCCGCAAGUCGGCGGCUGAGAGUUUCCUGGAGCUUUUGGGAACUGACUCGUCGAGUGAUGACGAGAACAGCACGGAUAGCAGCGGCUCCGCCCCUCUCCCCCCUCGUCCCAUGCCUGUCCGUCCGAUCCCGAUCUUGUCUGCUUCGAGAACCAACCGUGAAUCACCGGUCCAUACCCUUCGCACAGUAAAUACCAUCCAGCCUGCAAUCACUCCGCGUCACAAGGACAUUUCUCAUCACCCAGCAGCCACUCUUCACAAGCCGACUUCUGAUCAACAGUUUGGGGCUUCAGACAACCAAGGCAAUCACGCGAACGCUGCUCCGAGUUGGAAGUAUAGUCAGCGGGAGCCUAGCACACCCCUUACUGAGGUCGACUCGCAGCGCCACAACCACAGUGCAAGGCUGGAUAUCGAAGAAGAUGAGCUAGAUGUGGACGUCAAGGAGGAGAGGAACGAGGAAAGCCAUCCCUCUGCUUCCUCUCCCGACACCAAAAUUCGAAAGAAGCCCUUAUUCUCCAAAACUCAGCCAACAGCGCAGUCUGCACAACAACCAAACCACCCAUCUUCAUUACUCCUGGACAGCAGCCAGCAGCUUACCAUCCCUGUCGUGCGUCGGAUUCUGAAAGCUGUACAGACAUCGUCAUUACUCCUGGACAGCAGCCAGCAGCUUACCAUCCCUGUCGUGCGUUGGAUUCUGAAAGCUGUACAGACAUCCGCAGACCCUUCUUUCUGUCUUUCGAUCAACGGCGAGACAGCCGGUCCUGCAAAGGACAAGACCGUCAUUGUCGUGUCUGAAGCAGAACUUCCUCAACUCGGUACGGUUCCUUGGCACGUUCUGUUUUGUGAGCGUUCAUCAUCGACCAUAACAGUCAUCUACAAGCUGCAAGAGCCGCAUCAUAGCAAUCAACACCGACUCUACUCUACAGCAUUGCUUUCGCGAACAAUCCCUCGAGCUUUCCGCAACGGGCUCGCCGUACCGAAGCAUCCGAAAUCGGUGCUGUGGAAGGCGUGCAGAGAACUGGACGAUUUCCCUGGUCCACUCUGGGCCACCUGCUUGGCGAUCUGGCUCACGAGGGACGGCGAUCUGAACGGGAAGCUGGGCAGUAUCAGGAACAUACGCUUCGGGAAGAACUGGCUAUUGAAGACGUUGACAAGCUCCUGCAGGGGAAGCAGUGGAGUGUGA